AUGGCUGGACCUUUAUUCCUUAAAGACAAGAAGAGCUGGGUUCUGAUUUUUACUUGUGCAGUGUACAGAGCAGUUCAUUUCGAGCUUGUUACUGCUGCAUCGACUGAUGUUUUUUUAAUGGCCUUUAGGAGAUUUGUUUCUCGCAGAGGAAGAUGCACAACAAUAUACUGCGAUAAUGGCUCCAAUUUUGUUGGAGCAGCCAACUAUUUAAAACAACUGGAUUGGAACCGCAUCCAAAAAUAUGGAGCAAUAAACUCUAUUGGCUGGAAGUUUAAUCCUCCAACUGCUGCCUGGUGGGGCGGAUGGUGGGAGAGAUUAAUUAGAAUUUUAAAAGAUCUUUUGAAGAAAGUGUUAGGACAGGCACGUCUCAAUUAUGAGGAGAUGAUAACGGUUUUGGCAGACUGCGAGCGUGUAAUCAACUCAAGACCUCUAACUUACAUUUGCGAAGAGGAAGCUAUAAAACCAAUUUCUCCAUCGAUGUUCAUACAAGAUGUGCAUGAAUGCAAUCUUCCUGAUAUAGAUGCUGUAGAGCAAAAUUCUGUGAGCAAUAGAUUCAAAUACAGACAAGCAGUGCUUAAAGACUUAAGAAAUCGCUUCAGAUCUGAGUAUUUGGGUCAAGUUCUGUUCAUAUGCAAGAAAUCUGGCUAUAUUUAG
Molecule: messenger RNA, 654 nt
Organism: Argiope bruennichi
Lineage: Eukaryota; Metazoa; Arthropoda; Arachnida; Araneae; Araneidae
Exons: 2
Coding region: 1-654 (217 amino acids)
Biological process (GO): DNA integration
Molecular function (GO): nucleic acid binding
Source: RefSeq, a predicted model, not a curated record